This is a messenger RNA of Zingiber officinale, 2163 nucleotides long. RefSeq lists its product as uncharacterized. Gene Ontology annotation, biological process: DNA integration; proteolysis. Bases 1 to 2163 code for a protein of 720 amino acids. The transcript has 4 exons. The record is from RefSeq and is a predicted model, not a curated record. Gene Ontology annotation, molecular function: nucleic acid binding; aspartic-type endopeptidase activity. Lineage: Eukaryota; Viridiplantae; Streptophyta; Magnoliopsida; Zingiberales; Zingiberaceae.
AUGGCUCCACCAGCACCGUUUCAGCCCACUACGGGAGUAUCGCCGUCGGGCCCGGAAGUAGGACGAGUUUAUACUGUUACCCGCGAGGAGGCUCAGCGGGCCGAGGGAUCGGUCUUUCGGGGUAUGAUUACUGUUUAUACUUUUCCUGCUGAAUUAUUGAUUGAUACUGGUAGUUCCCAUUCUUUCAUUUCUCAAGUAUUUCUGAGUAAGAUUUGUAGAUUACCGGUUCGUCGGACUCAUACAUUAGCGGUAUCUUUACCCUCGGGAGAUAUACUAAAUAUCAGUCAAGAGGUUAAAGAUUGUCCAUUGGAUUUCGAGGGUCAGACCCUUAGGGUGGACUUGCAGGUUCUUGAUAUGUUAGAAUUUGACAUCAUUUUGGGUAUGGACUGGUUGGCCAGAUAUUAUGCUACCGUCGACUGCAGCGCUAGAGUCGUUACAUUUAGACCUCCGGGUCUACCAUCCUGGGUGUUCCAGGGUACCAAGGAUGGGGGGAUUUCUGUUAUCUCAGCAAUGCAAGCUCGGAGAUUAUUGUCUCAAGGAUGUCAGGGGUAUCUAUUAUCUAUGAUUAAGACUGAUCAGGAUCAUACUCCACAGGUUUCUGACAUUCCUAUAGUUCAGGAGUACCCUGACGUAUUUCCAGAGGAAUUACCCGGCUUGCCCCCGAAAAUGCAAGUGGAGUUCACGAUUGAGCUGAUGCCGGGAACAGCGCCGGUAUCCAGGGCUCCGUAUCGUAUGGAACCUAAAGAAUUAGAGGAGCUAAAGGUGCAGUUGGAGCAGCCGAAGUCUAUACAGGAGAUUCGUAGCUUUCUCGGUUUAGCUGGAUAUUAUCGAAGGUUUGUGGAGGGCUUCUCUAGCAUCACUCUGCCUUUGACUCAGUUGACUAGAAAAGGGGUGAAGUUUUGCUGGACAGAGUCCUGCGAGACAAGUUUUCAGGAACUUAAGCGAAGGCUCAUUUCUGCACCUAUACUAGUACUUCCUUCUGGAGAUGAUGGCUUCGUGCUUUAUACAGAUGCAUCAUUACAGGGGUUAGGCGCAAAAGAAUUGAACUUAAGACAGAGAAGAUGGAUGGAAUUCUUGAAGCACUAUGACUGUACGAUCAACUACCACCCAGGGAAAGCCAACGUGGUAGCUGAUACGUUGAGUAGGAAAUCCCGAGGAGUUCUUGCCUGUCAUCGUGUGAUGGUUACAGAGCUGGUACAGAAAUUUUCUGAGUUGGAAUUAGUAGAGCAGGGUCAGACUGAGCGGGGUAUUCUGUUAUCUAUGGUUGCCCAGUCACCCAUGGUAGAGAGGAUUAAAGAAGCUCAGGCUACAGAUCAGCAUCUGCAGUUUUUAUGUAGCAGGAUUAUUCCAGGACAGCAGACAGGGUUUUCUUGCGACGGAAACGGGAUUCUGUAUUUCCAGGGGAGAUUGUGUGUUCCUGAAUCAUCUUCCCUGAAGGAAGACCUACUUCAGGAGGCAUACCGAUCCAGAUUUGCGAUUCAUCCGGGUGGUACACGUAUGUAUAGAGAUUUGUGGCGUUCAUAUUGGUGGACUGGCAUGAAGAAAGACAUUGCGGAUUUUGUUGCACGAUGUCUUGUAUGUCAGCAAGUAAAGGCUGAACAUCAGAGACCCGCUGGUUUACUCCAGAAAAUACAGAUACCGGAAUGGAAAUGGGAGCACAUCGCGAUGGAUUUCGUCGUGGGUCUACCCAGAACCCAACGAACACAUGAUACGAUUUGGGUGAUUGUUGAUCGAUUAACCAAAUCUGCUCAUUUCCUUUCGAUCCGUAGGACGGAGUCAUUGGAUCGAUUAGCAGAGUUGUAUUGUAGAGAGAUUAUCAGGCUACAUGGUGUACCUCUCAGUAUUAUUUCGGAUAGAGAUCCGCGGUUCACUUCACGUUUCUGGCAGAAUCUACAGCAGGCUAUGGGUACAGAGUUACGUUUCAGUACGGCUUUCCACCCCCAGACGGACGUUAUCACUCAGCGAUACAGAUGGCACCUUAUGAGGCGUUGUAUGGCAGAGCAUGUAGAUCUCCCACCUUAUGGACAGAAGUUGGGGAAACACAGAUUUUGGGGCCACAGAGUCUUCAGCGUGAUGCGGAGAUGGUUCGUACUAUCAGGCGCAGAUUGUCAGAGGCUCAGGAUUGACAGAAGAGUUAUGCAGACCGGAGAUGGAGACCUUUAG